GGCGAGUGGGUGAGGAGCGUACGGAGGGGACGGCCGGCGACGAGCCGUAUGAACUAUGAAGUCAGUAAACGACGUCGUCGUUUUGGGAUGAAACUGAGAAAUGUGCACGUGUCUCCGAGCCGCUGCCCAGUGACAAAAUUGUAUAACCUCGCCUCGCCACAAGCUUCCACAGUUUCCAGAGCUCUCGGCGGCGGUGAUGGGCCACCGGCGGCGACUGCUCUGAUACCGGCGACUGCGAAACGCUGAGCCACCUUAUCACUCGGAUCGACCGACUUCCCUCUCUCUCUCUCUCUCUCUCUCUCUCUGCGUACUUCUCUGAUCAGUUCGAAGUCAUCGUCUCCUUAAAUAGGACAAAUUUCGGAAGAACAAAAAAUGUCUAGGUUUCGAGCGUUAUGGCAGGCCUCUCUAAAUGCUACGAAGAAAGCUCUCACAUGGAAUGUGGAAGACUUGAUACCUCCAAGCGAGAAAAGUAUAUUUAAUUUCAACUCAAAGGAAGAGUUGAAAAGGUGGCAUCUCUACUCAGAUUCUGAAUUUGGGGGGUUAUCGUCUGCCUCUUUGGAGAUUAAUGAUGCUGGGAAUGGACGAAAGGGAAUUUUUUCUGGACGCCUCUCACUGGAUGUUGCGGAGGAUUCAAAGUGGAAUAUCAAAAGGAGUGGCUUUUGUGGAAUGCGGUCCAAGAAGUUUGAUGGCUUCAUUGAUUUGGAUGCAUAUGAUACCAUAGCUCUAAAGCUUAAAGGAGAUGGUAGAUGCUACAUAUCCACUAUCUACACGGAGAAUUGGGUGAACUCACCUGGACAGCAGGAAGAUAAUUCAUGGCAGGCUUUUGUCAUUGUGCCUAAAGACAAUUGGUAUAUUGCAAAGAUUCCUCUUGCCCGAUAUUUGCCAACAUGGAGAGGGAAUGUCAUAGACGUAGAUUUGGAAAUGAAUCCAUCUCGAAUCCUUGGCAUGUCACUGUCUGUUAAUGCAGAAGGUGGAGUCCCCGGCGCAAAAUCUGGGCCCGGUGAUUUCAGAGUCGAACUUGAAUGGAUCAAGGCACUGAGGACAGAGUGAGCAUCUGUACAUUAAGUUGGCGGGAAGUAAGUCCAUUGUCCCAAAGCUUUGAUAGAGCUUGAUGGUGUAGUUUUUAUAAUCUUUGUUAAAAUAUAUGUACUAUGUAGCGAUUCAAAAUUUUGUUCCUUUUCAAUGGUGCGUUCUUGAGAAGCUUUGGAUAUUGCGAAAAGCCUCGGGUCUUUCUUUCUGCGCCAGCACCCCAUGUUUUCACGUACGUUGAGUUAGUCGGAGGUGCCAAAGAACGUCUUCCAAGUCCCAACUGGUGCAUAACACAGAUAUUUCCUUGA
This is a messenger RNA of Rhodamnia argentea, 1337 nucleotides long. Its product is annotated as probable complex I intermediate-associated protein 30. Gene Ontology annotation, cellular component: mitochondrion. Bases 373 to 1050 code for a protein of 225 amino acids. The record is from RefSeq and is a predicted model, not a curated record. Gene Ontology annotation, biological process: mitochondrial electron transport, NADH to ubiquinone; mitochondrial respiratory chain complex I assembly. The transcript has 8 exons. NCBI's taxonomy places the organism in Eukaryota, Viridiplantae, Streptophyta, Magnoliopsida, Myrtales, Myrtaceae.